AUGGUUGAUAAUUCUAUUCCUAGCACGUCUAGACAACAAAAGACUGGUCCACCAAACUAUUACAUUUUUUCACCAAUACGAAGCAAUGAAAGUGAUAUUGACGACUCCGAUGAGGAUCCCAAUUUCCGAUUGGUUCAGAACAGUAAGACCCCAUCUAUUGUCGUACCUCGAAUUGCAUCAUUGACCCGGAGCAGCACCAGCAGUAGCAGCAGUAGCAGUAGCAGCUCGAGUUCAUCGACAUCUAAUAUUUCGUCAGACACAGAAGAUGACAGUGAGCAAGCAGACCCUCAAAAUGGUAUGGUUGCUGAAAAUAAUUCCCAAAAUCCCGAGGUAGAAAAAAAGAGUAGAAGGAGGCAACAGCUUUUUGAUGCAUUUUGGGGACUCGGAAACCUUGAAAGGCAGAGAGAAUUUGUAGUACGACACUCGCAACCAAUAAAGCCUAAAUAUCGAUACUCAAGCACACAAGACUUUAGAGCUCUUAAUACCGCUUUUUAUUUUGAGGUUAAUGGAUGCAAAAUUAGAGUAUGCAAGCCAUUUUUUAAAUCCACUUUGGACUUGAGCUAUAAGGCAAUAAAAACGGCACUUAAAAAACAAACAGAAUCUGGAGUUAUUCAAGCGGAUCUCAGGGGAAAACACGCCAACCAUCCAACUAUUGACCCACAGAUUAAAAAGAGUGUAAUAGAUUUUAUAAAUUGUAUCCCAAGAAUAGAAUCCCACUACUUAAGAGCACAAACAAGUAGAGAAUUUAUUUCAUGUGAUAAAUCUUUGGCAGAUAUCUACAGAGAUUAUAAACGAUUUCGUGAAAGGGAUGAAUUACCUGUUGCCACGUCUUCCACAUUCAACAGGAUAUUCAACACCGAAUUCAACAUUUCUUUUUUUGUACCGAAAAAAGAUCAAUGUGAUUUGUGCGAAAGGUACAAAAACUCAGAUGAAGAAGAAAAGCGCAAGUUAAGCCAAGAAUAUGAAGAACAUCUAAAAGAAAAAACUUUGGCAAGAACUGAAAAAGAAAAUGACAAGAAUAGGACAGAUGGUACCAUCAUAGCAGUUUAUGACUUGCAAGCAGUAUUGCAGGUUCCGAAGGGACAAAUAUCCCUAUUUUUUUAUAAAUCCAGGAUCAAUUGCUUCAAUUUUACUGUCAGCGAUUUAAAGGCAACAGAUGUCGUGUGCUACUUUUGGGAUGAAACCGAAGGAAAGAGAGGAGCUGUUGAAAUUGGUAGUUGUAUACUCGACUACAUUAAAUCUCAGGUAGACCACACUCCCAAUAAAGAAAUUGACGUAAUAUUCUACUCAGACAAUUGUGGCGGUCAACAAAAAAAUAAGUUUCUGUUGUCUGUCUAUGCCUACGCUGUCAACAAGUUGAGAGUUAAGUCUAUUACUCACAAGUUUUUAAUCCGCGGUCAUUCACAAAAUGAAGGGGAUAACGUUCAUAGUGUGAUUGAAAAACAAAUUAAAAGAUAUUUGCAGUCGGGUCCAAUAUACAUACCAGAGCAAUAUAAAACUUUGAUUGGUACAGCCAAAAAGACGGGAAAACCUUACAAAGUCAUAGAAAUGACUCAUAAUAAGUUUUAUGACGUCAAAGCAUUGCAAGAAUCGUGGGGCACCAAUUUCAAUAUAGACGAGGAGAAAAAUCAAAUCAAGUGGCAUGACAUUAAGGUUCUCAGAGUUGAAAAAAAACACCUUGAAGCGUUUUUCUACAAAACAUCAUUUACUGAGGAAACUUUUAAAAAAGCUUGUGUGCGAAAGAGCAGGGUUCUCCGCGCAAGAGGAACCGGUUCAACCAUAGAUCAAUCGUUAUUUUCAAUUGGCUUAACACAGGCAUACACUGACAAAAUUGCAUUGUCGGAAGCUUAA
Molecule: messenger RNA, 1851 nt
Organism: Psylliodes chrysocephalus
Lineage: Eukaryota; Metazoa; Arthropoda; Insecta; Coleoptera; Chrysomelidae
Source: the annotation of a GenBank genome assembly